This is a messenger RNA of Gymnogyps californianus (California condor), 1238 nucleotides long. RefSeq names its product single stranded DNA binding protein 4 (gene SSBP4). Gene Ontology annotation, biological process: positive regulation of transcription by RNA polymerase II. The record is from RefSeq and is a predicted model, not a curated record. Lineage: Eukaryota; Metazoa; Chordata; Aves; Accipitriformes; Cathartidae. Gene Ontology annotation, cellular component: nucleus. Gene Ontology annotation, molecular function: protein binding; single-stranded DNA binding.
AUGUACGCCAAGGGCAAGGGCUCCGGCGUGCCCUCGGACGGCCAGGCCCGCGAGAAGCUGGCGCUGUACGUCUACGAGUACUUGCUGCACGUGGGGGCCCAGAAAUCGGCCCAGACCUUCUUGUCGGAGAUCCGAUGGGAGAAGAACAUCACGCUGGGCGAGCCCCCCGGCUUCCUGCACUCCUGGUGGUGUGUCUUCUGGGACCUGUACUGUGCCGCUCCCGACCGCCGGGAAACCUGUGAGCACUCCAGCGAGGCCAAAGCCUUCCACGACUACAGCGCGGCGGCGGCUCCCAGCCCGGUGAUGGGGAACCUGCCCCCCGGUGACGGCAUGCCGGGGGGGCCCAUGCCCCCCGCCUUCUUUCAGGGACCUGCGGGCUCUCAGCCAUCACCCCACGCCCAACCUCCGCCCACAACCCCGGUGCCCCCUGCUGGGCCGCACAGCCAGCCCUUCAUGUCCCCCCGCUACCCCGGCGGCCCCCGGCCCCCGCUCCGGAUGCCGAACCAGCCUCCCGUGGGUGUCCCCGGCUCCCAGCCGCUGCUGCCCAACGCCAUGGAUCCGGCCGCGCGGUCGCAGGGGCAUCCUGGCAUGGGGGGCCCGAUGCAGCGCAUGAACCCCCCGCGAGGCAUGGCCGGCAUGGCCCCCCAGACCUACGGCAGCGGGAUGCGGCCCCCCCCCAGCUCGCUGGCCGGUCCUGGCAUGCCCGCCAUGAACAUGGGUCCUGGCGGCCGCGGGCCCUGGCCGAACCCCAACGCCAACUCCAUCGCCUACUCCUCCUCGUCCCCUGGGAACUAUGUGGGCCCUCCCGGGGGUGGUGGCCCCCCCGGCACCCCCAUCCUGCCCAGCCCCGGAGACUCCACCAACUCCAGUGAGAACAUGUACACCAUGAUGAACCCCAUCGGGCCCGCGGGGAACAGGCCGAACUUCCCGAUGGGGCCCGGACCCGAGGGACCCAUGGGUGGCAUGAGCGCGAUGGAGCCGCAUCACAUGAACGGAUCCUUAGGCUCCGGGGACAUGGACGGGCUGCCAAAGAGCUCCCCCAGUAACCUGGGGGCCCUGAGCAACCCCCCCGGCACCCCGCGGGACGACGCCGAGCUGAGCAGCAAUUUCUUAAACCCCUUCCAAAGCGACAGCUACUCGCCCAGCAUGACAAUGAGCGUGUGAGCCCAGCGCCGAGGCCGCCGACAGCCAGACGCCCACACACACCAGAGAAAAAAUAAUUAAUAAUAAUUACCAAC